AUGAGCAAGUCAUCAGCUGCCUCAACUGCCAGGAGUAUGUUGAUAACUGUGGUAUUGCACUACAAGAUCACGCAUCAAAUGAGCGCGAUGAGCUUGAUUGCCAGCUCAAGGUCUGUACUACAGGACCAGUCCACUGCCGUGCAGGUGGACAAUGCCAACGGCGUAUCUGUAAAGAUCUCGUCGCUCGUACCAAGUGGUCGUCGCCUCCUUCUGACCCCCUGUCCAUUGCGGAAGCUUCGCGACUUGUGCAAGGAGGAGUGUAAUGGCAAGUGGCGUGUGAGUGACGCGCGCAAGAAGAUGUGUAGGGACGAAUGUGAUGAGAAAGUAAGCUGUCACCAGUAUUGCAUGGAGAAGACUUGCUGUAUGGGACACGAGCAUUGUCGUCAGGCAGGUAGUCACUACCGAUGCGGUGACAUUGCUUUGCAAUGUGAUUCUUGGAAGGAGGUAUCCCCCGGUCCAUUGUUUCGAUGA
Molecule: messenger RNA, 471 nt
Organism: Plenodomus lingam JN3
Lineage: Eukaryota; Fungi; Ascomycota; Dothideomycetes; Pleosporales; Leptosphaeriaceae
Source: RefSeq, a predicted model, not a curated record